AUGGCCUUCAAGUCUCUCCUGCUAGGCCUGGCUGCCGUACAAUCUGUCACCGCACAUUUCGGUGUUGUGUAUCCCGAAUGGCGAGCCGAUACCCUCGCUGCAGAAAACGAAGACAAGUACAGCCAGUGGAACUAUCCUUGCGGUGGAGUUCCCUACAAGGCCGGCAACAUCACCAACUGGCCCAUUGGCGGAGGUGGCGUGGAACUCGACCUCCAUCACCCCUGGACAUAUCUCUUCAUCAACCUCGGUCUGGGAGCAAACACCACAAACUUCAACAUAUCCCUCACCCCCGAGCUCACCAACGUCACCGGCAAGGGCACUCUCUGCAUCGACAAGCUCCCCGUGCCCCUUGACAGCAUCGCGGACGGAACCCUGGCGUCCAUUCAAUUCGUUACUAGUGGCGAAUCGGGCAGCGCCUUGUAUAACUGCGCCGAUAUUCGAUUCACCAAGAAUGCUACGGGGCUGAGCAACUGCUCAACCUCAGACGGAUUGGUUAUGCACACAAUCAAGGAUGAGCAACAAAAUGGCACGCAGCCUUCCCAGGACGGCGCCUCUGGCACUGAGGACAAGAAGAAUGCUGCUGGCAUUCUGGGCACCGACAAGACUGUGUUGGCAACAGUCGUUGGCCUUGCGGUUGCAUUCUCUUUGGGGCUGGGCAUCUAA
Molecule: messenger RNA, 663 nt
Organism: Trichoderma virens Gv29-8
Lineage: Eukaryota; Fungi; Ascomycota; Sordariomycetes; Hypocreales; Hypocreaceae
Exons: 2
Coding region: 1-663 (220 amino acids)
Source: RefSeq, a predicted model, not a curated record